This is a messenger RNA of Thamnophis elegans (Western terrestrial garter snake), 5743 nucleotides long. RefSeq names its product CDP-diacylglycerol synthase 1 (gene CDS1). The transcript is spliced from 13 exons. NCBI's taxonomy places the organism in Eukaryota, Metazoa, Chordata, Lepidosauria, Squamata, Natricidae. Gene Ontology annotation, molecular function: phosphatidate cytidylyltransferase activity. Gene Ontology annotation, cellular component: endoplasmic reticulum membrane. Bases 1132 to 2466 code for a protein of 444 amino acids. The record is from RefSeq and is a predicted model, not a curated record.
CCAGAAGCGGGAGGUUGCUUAGCAGAGGCAGGCAGGCAGGCGCGCGCGCGGGGUUGUGCGCGCGCAGUCAACCGUCUUUUCGCGCUCGCGGUCGCUCCGGCUUCCCCCCCCCCACUCUUUCCCCCACCCCCCCGCAGGGGAGGGAGGAGUGAAAGGUCUCACCGGGGAAGGGUCGUCGCUGGAGGCCUCCCCCUCCCCAACUUCCAAAUCGGGGGCAAGCGGAGGGCUUUGCCUGUCCCGCCUUUUGAGAGGCCCCUUUUUGAGGGGCGCCUCUUGUGGAAAGAAAGCAUGGGGAGGAGGUGCUGGGGCCCCCCACGCUCGCAUUUCGUAGCUGUGGGGUUUUAUGAAGCGGGGUGGGGGAGAAGGUAGAGGAACUUUACCUUGGGGGGGGGGUUGUGUGUGUGUGGUUGUGAGAAGGAGUCCCGCCUGCCCAGAGGAGCUGCUCAAGAGGGUCAAGUUUCUCGGAGACCCCCUCAAACUUCUCCCGAAGUGGAAAAAAAUCCCCCUUCGUUUUCCCAUCCUAAUUUUGAGGGGGGGGGGUGGAUUUGGAAGAUUGGAUUGGUUUCGAUAUUCUUUUCAGCCGGGACUGGGGUGGACUUCCUCCCUGAGCCAUUAAGAAAAAACUGUGUGAAAGGAAGGCUUUUUGAAUGGGAAGGGAAGGUUACAUGGAUUCGUGUUUUUUUGGAAGAAGAAAAUUCUGAGCCUUCCCUGUGCGAAGCAGCCAACCUUCCCUAUUUCCCGUGAAGGCAAAAACAAAAGGGAUUCUUUGGGGGAGAAACAUUGAAUGAAAAGGGUUUUUUUUCCCUCCUCCGAUUUGAGGGACCCCCCUCCUACUUGGACGUGAAAAACGGAGAGGAGACAGACCUUCAGGACGCCUUCCAAAAUGCUGCCUCUUCAGGCUUAGUCUGCAAAAAGAGAGAGAGAGAGACUUCUUUUGCAGCAGAGAAGUGAUUUCAGGUGCUCUCUUCCAUAGGGAGGAAAUUCUAUCCUAUAUGGCAUCCGGGAUAUAAAAAUAUACUAGAGGCCUAACCUUUGGAAUAAAAAUCUGACAUCGCGCUUAAGAAGGGGGGUUGACACCCUGCACAUCUUCCAGAUUGUUUCCUUGUUCCCUGGCUGCUGCUGCUGCUUUUAAUGUCUUCCGAGAUGUCAGAGCUUAGGAGGCGAGGAGGUGGUGGAGAUCAUGAAAGAGAAAGCAUGGGGGACAAGGAUAUAGAUGAAGAUGAAAAAUUUGGAGAACAGGACGUCAGAAAUGAUUCAGAAGUUCCUGAAGUUGUCCCGGCAACAGACAGCACUCCAGAAAUUUUUAAAAGGGCUCUUUCUGGCUUAUCUUCCAGAUGGAAGAACUGGUGGAUUCGUGGAAUUUUAACUUUAGCAAUGAUUUCAGGUUUCUCCCUCAUUAUAUACAUGGGAUCAUUUAUGCUGAUGCUGCUUGUCUUAAGCAUUCAAGUCAAGUGCUUUCAUGAAAUCAUCACUAUAGGUUAUAGAGUAUAUCGAUCUUACGACCUACCGUGGUUUAGAACAUUAAGCUGGUACUUCUUGUUAUGCGUGAACUAUUUCUUUUAUGGUGAGACAGUAGCAGAUUACUUUGCUACUUUUGUUCAGAGACGAGAACAACUUCAAUUCCUAAUUCGCUACCACCGAUUUAUAUCUUUUACACUUUAUCUGGCAGGGUUUUGUAUGUUUGUAUUGAGUUUGGUGAAGAGACAUUAUCGCUUACAGUUUUAUAUGUUCGCAUGGACUCAUGUCACUUUGCUGAUAACUGUAACCCAGUCUCAUCUUGUCAUCCAGAAUCUGUUUGAAGGCAUGAUCUGGUUUCUUGUUCCAAUCUCAAGUGUCAUUUGCAAUGAUAUUGCUGCUUAUAUAUGUGGAUUCUUCUUUGGCAGAACACCAUUAAUUAAGCUCUCUCCCAAAAAAACCUGGGAAGGCUUCAUUGGUGGCUUCUUUAUCACAGUUAUAUUUGGAUUUAUUGUUGCUCAUCUUCUGGCACAAUACCAGUACUUUGUAUGUCCUGUGGAAUAUAACAGUGAAACUAACAGGUUUGUCACAGAAUGUGAACCAUCAGAACUUUUCCAGCUAAAGAAAUACUCCUUACCACCAUUGCUUCAAGUUGCUCUGAGAAAGGAAACUGUGACAUUGUACCCAUUCCAGAUGCACAGCUUUGCAUUAUCAACAUUUGCAUCUUUAAUUGGGCCAUUUGGAGGUUUUUUUGCUAGUGGAUUCAAAAGAGCUUUCAAAAUCAAGGAUUUUGCUGAUACUAUUCCUGGCCAUGGUGGAAUAAUGGAUCGUUUUGAUUGUCAGUACUUGAUGGCUACUUUUGUACAUGUCUACAUUACCAGUUUCAUAAGAGGCCCGAAUCCCAGCAAACUGCUGAAACAACUCUUGGUCCUCCAGCCAGAGGAGCAAUUAAAUAUUUAUAAAACUUUGAAAUCACAUCUCAUCGAGAAAGGAUUCCUCCAACAUCCCUGAGAAGCUAGGAGGACUGAAGGAUGGACUACAAAAGUGAAGCCUAGCCAGGAAUGCAAUUCUGCUUCUGAAGAGAGAGGUGUGUGGGAAUCAAGCCAGCCUGUGUCCAAAGAUAUGACUGUUUACGGAGGAUACUGUGAACACCCAGGAUGCCAUCAAGGUUUUAAGUUUUUUUUAACAACUGCAUGUUUUUGCAAUAAUUUAUAUCCUUGACUUAAUGGAAUGAGACUUCUUGCUUUGGUCUUAACUGUUCUGUUCUGAGCAAUGAUGCACAUACUCUUAGUAAAUAAAAGUUAAAGAAACAAUUAGGGUGUGUAGUUCAUAAAAAAAGGUAGCCCCUCAUUUAGUGCAGUGAUAUUAAUGACACCAGUUCAGUGAAUGGCAUUAUGUAAGACAGUGUUGGUAUCUCAGUUAUUUGAUAGUAUAACUUAAGUAACAACCAAAUGGCAAUAGAAGCUGUUUUGCCACCCCCCCAAAAAAAGCAGGGAAAUGGGCAAAUUUGUAUCUUUUUUAGGUUUCUCAGGUUGACUGUGUUUGUAAUGAAAAAACAAAACAAAACCCAAUAGGUAUGUAUUGGGGGGAGAGGAGUCUAGUGGAAGGGUGCAGGCUUUUAGGGUUAUCUUCUCUGUGGGACUGAAAGUGAUUGGAUGCCCCUUAACGGAAUCAUAGUCAUCUAGUUACAUGAGGGGUGGCCUGCAUUUUCCCAAGCAAGUUCCAUUCAGAGCUUUUGAGCGGGCUCUUAAGAAACGCGCCUGCAAAUGUUCAGAUAUGUUAAUUGUUUUGUGUCUUUUAUGGCAAGGGUCUCCAGCCUUGGCAACUUUAAGCCUGGAGGACUUCAACUCCCAGAAAACUGGGAGUUGAAGUCCUCCAAGCUUAAAGCUGCCAGGGUUGGAGACCCCUAUUUUAUGGUAAGUGCAAUAGAAGUGCUCUCUUGGCAAUUUCAGGAAGUACAGAGCCUCGAUUCAGUGUGGUUUUCUACCUUUAUGGGAGGAUUUGUGUAUCCAUCAUCUUAACCUGGAAGGUCUUGGCCAAUCACAUUGGAGUCUUCAAACCCGCGUCACCUGCCCUGUCUGAGAUGUGCUCCAUUUUAUUCAGACUUUCCUUGAGCCUUGCAUAAACUCUCACAUUUUAAAGAGUUCCUUCAUCUCUUCAGUUCUUCUGCAUGAUUUCUGUUAUCAUGUCAUAAUCCACACACCUUAUUUUUAAGUUCAAAUAACAGUAAGUGGAAAGCCAAAAAUUAGAGUAUGAAUGUGACUUGACUAAAUAGGAUGUAAGGCAAUCAACAGCUGCAGUCUUUGCAGACUUCCUUUGCUUAUGCAAAUGAAGGGAGCAGCACAAAAGCUCAGUUUACUUAAUUGGAUUGGGCAAGAUAAUUUCUAGAGGAUUGUUCCCUACAAAUUUAAUUUGAAUGUUAAUUUUCUUUGCAGUGAGCAUUCUUCUUAUUUUUGUAGGGUUUUUAAGGCAGCUGGCUUAACCCCUGUUUUUGCCUUGCUUUGUUUACCUUUUUAAAGCGGGUUUUGUGGAAUCGCCUGUCCCUCUUUGACUUCCAAAAUAAUGAAACCUGUCUGUUUGAUUUUCAGCAAUAGUAAGAUUACUCCGGACAAGGCAGACAUCCAAUAGAUUCAGACUAAUGUUAUCAACUGAAACUGCUGCAAAUGAGGAACAUUGCCACUAUUUAAACCCUGGGGAUUCCUUGCAACAUUUCUUUAGAAACAGGGAAGCAGCAGUAGUGUUUGUCCUGCCUGUAUUGCUCCAUUCUUAGCAAAAGCUGAUUAUAAUACAGGAUUCACUGAAGUUUUCCCCUUCAGCCAUUGUCUUUGGCCCUCCUAGUACUUGCAGCAGCUGUGAUUCUUUAGGCUGGCACAAAGCGGCCCUGAGGCUGGGUUCAGAAUCGUUGCUUGAACACCCAAAGACACCUUUGCCAUGCUGAGAAAUCUGUAAGGAACUGGGGUUCUCUGAAUAUGUCCAUUGUUCAGGCCACUUACAUCCAUUCUUUUUUCUUUUCAAUUGUGAGGGCCAUAAGAUCAGAGAAGAGCCAUCCUUAUAGCCGUGCUUUUGGUCAGGCAGUGCCAGAGGUAGAUCGCAAGAUCUGCCGAGACUACUUAACGCCUUUGGGAUGAGGCUAUCCAGCUACUCAUCUCUGAAACCUGCCUGGUUAGGUGCCAUUUCUUCCGGUUGCAUAAAAUACUUGUUUGGUAGGGAUUGUACAGAAUGAAUCCUGUGGCUUGGCAUUCCAUGCCUUCCUUUUAUGUUCAGCGAGGUGUGGGGUGGAAGGAGGAUUUUAAAUGGGAUUCCUGUGUAGGUGAAACAUUGGAUUUCUAAAGUGAUACUACCAACAAGUAGGAUAGAGCCCAACGGACAUGGCCGUUUAAGAAGGAAAAGCAGGGCAAAAAAGACCAUACCUAACAAGAGAUGCUGGCAUUGGGUUAAAGAUUUAGUAGGAAUAUUUGCACUGAACACGCUAGUCAUUGUAGGUCUAUAAAAAAAUAAGACUUAAAAAGUUUUCUUUAGAAAACAUGCUACUUAUUCCAUCUUGAUGGUGAAUCAUAAAAAUAUGUAAAGUUCAGUUUUAAUAUAACAUUGCAAUUUGGGGGGUUAUGUUUGUAAUUUUUUAAUAUAUAUUUUUUAAUUUAAAUUUGUUUGUAUUUAAGCAACUGAACGCAAAUGAAUUAAAGCAGUCAGCUUUGUUUGCACUAAUAAGAGACACCACUAUGUAAUGCUGCUAUUCCUUCAAUUGAAAAAGCCUUCUUGAUGAUGUUAGUUGCGCUCUAGCAUCAACAAACGUUUAGGAUGUCUUUUAAAUAAAACACUUUUUGGUGACAAUGUAAGAAUAACCUAAUAAACUGCUGCAAAAUGAUUUCAAAAGGUGUUUAUUAUAUAUGUGCUCACACACACAUAUAUAAGCAGUGCCAAUAAGCCGUUCACAAAGAAUGAGAGUUUUGCUUUAUAGGUUUAGUGAAAGCACUUGGAAAAAUAAAUGUCCCAAUCGUAUUGGCUGAAUUAGAAUGUGUACUGGAUGUCUCUUUUAAGGAUACAACUCAGCUUUAGGUUUUUCUUUCUGUUGUACGCAGUUAGAAGUUUUCAACAACCCCUAUUCUAACAGUGUGAUCCAAAGGAAACUCUUCGCUAAUGUCUGCCUUUUAAUUUGCACUUUUCAGUAAAACACCUCCACUUGCUUAGCAAAAUUGUGCAUACUGUAAAUGUUUGAACAUUGAGAUGUGUUUUGACUAUUUUGUAGAACUGAGCUGGAGAUAAUAAAGCUCUGCUGAAAAAAACAACA